AUGAAUCGAGUUACUGUUCCACAGUGUAAUAUUAUAAAGGUGUCUUGUGCUCUACGGAGUUUUGCAAGUCGGACUGAAGUGAAUAAAAAGAAUACAACAGGAUACACUUUCCAUAGAUUCCCUAAAAACGCUGACCGUUGGCAACUUUGGGUGAAAUUUGUUAAUAGGGGUGAAUGGACACCUACAAGAUCUAUUGUUAAUUGCUCGAAACAUUUUUUUAAUGAGUCAUUCGAUAGAACAUUAAAAUGUUAUAUUAAUAUAUAAAAACCAGGUAGGUAUGUUAAUAAAAUCAU
Acanthoscelides obtectus is the source of this 293-nucleotide messenger RNA. NCBI's taxonomy places the organism in Eukaryota, Metazoa, Arthropoda, Insecta, Coleoptera, Chrysomelidae. The record is from the annotation of a GenBank genome assembly.